AUGAAACCGUACGAUAAUGGCACUGGUCCGCUAACUCCGCGUCAUAUUGUAUCCGAAUGGGAGGAUAACAUUGUAUUCGAUGCGGACGAUCCAGAUUUCUCUGUCGCAGGCGCAGCGACCGCGAAUGUCCUGUUGCGAUCAGUCGCCGGUACGCAACAGAUGGGAAAGCUGGCGUCUAAUCUUACGCGCUCUGUCACGACCUACUAUGGAUUGAAUUCAGCAUCUGUUGUUUCUAAUUUGAAUCAUCUAAUGAAGGUAUCUUCAAGUGCGAAGCUAUCAGCGAUCAGUAACAGCAGCAUGUCGGUCGCAAGCGUACAAGCACCUCAUCUGGCGGAUUUGUGCAGCUCUCUGAGCCGUACCAGCCUGAGCAUGUCCUCGUCACUAUCGGACCUGGUCGGUAGCCCGUCCCUUGGGGCCGUCUUCGAUUUCCACUCGUCGGACGCGGUACUGACGAUCGAGGAGCUCCGGGAGCAGCUCGGAUCCUGCUACACAUGCGGUGUGUCCUGGACCGAGGAUCAGGUGUCGCUCGAUUGCAGCGAAUGCGGAGGCUACAGUCUUGAGCGGCCGUGCCUCAUCUGCGAGGGAAUUUGUGGUCAGCUGUGGAAGCGUGAUUUCACCAUGAGCCAUGCUUGCGGAAAGUCACGCUGGCAGGGUGUGUGCACCAAGUUCCCGGCCCAGAUGAUUCAGCUACAAACGUCCGCACCACUUAGCAGUUGUGCCAGCUUCGGCAGCCACCAUCAGCUGACGGGGUGUGCUGCCGCUGCGGCUAAUAACGGAGCGAGUACGGCGAGCCAGCAGCAUUUCCUGCAACAGGAGCUAUGCGCACGACUGGAGAAGCUUUCCGCGAAUGCGCACUCGUAGGGCGUUCCCAGAGACAAGCUCCGCGUGCAGAAUCCCCGAGGACAGCUUCGUAAUCGCAUUGGCAUGUUAGAUUUUGUUUAGGCUUAAGUGAACCAAACCGCGCGCAGGCUUCCAACGGUUCGGUUGUGAGCCAUCCCCGGUCAGUUUUCCCGUGGACGGACGAUAUCUUCUGCUUCACGUGUAAUGAUUCUUCUUCUCCCGGGAAGUGUUGUGGGCGAUCGAGUUCCUACCAUUAAUGAUUAGCGAACGGCAGCACCCGAGAGAGAAUGGGUGAUGCUACCUUUUACUUAUUCUUGUAAUUGUGAAACAAACACCGUACUCUUCUCACCGCAAUCGCCGCAUCGUUAGUAUAGCAUUUGUUUGGCAAUGUAGCUUGCUUUUGAUAGAUUUCCUUCGCUACAUCUCGACGUCGGAACAUCCUUCAUUUGAAUGUCGUUAGCCGCGAAACAUUCGAAUACAGGGACGACGUCUCGAUGUUUUAAGUCUCAAAAAUCCUUUACCAGUACUGGUACAGUUUGUUGCCGUUUCUAAAAAAACGAUUGGGGCUAGUAGGUCCGGCCGUUAUCAUGUGAUAGAAUUCGCUCAAUUUAUAAUUUCUUGUCGUGAAAACACAGCAAAUCCCCAUAAAUAUCAAAAUUCGGUCAGAGAGGACGCAAGCAGGAUUGUUGUUCGUUGUUAGCUUAAAUAAGAUGAAAUGUUUUUCUGUGAAAAACAUAUCAUUUAUACCGAUAGCAAUAAGAGUUAGCGUAAUUCUAUGAUUUAAAAAACUUCUAGAGAAAAGAGAUCAAUGUCCAAGAAAUAAGAGUAGACAUUCGGUAUUGUCGGAGAGGGUUAUCGUUAUCUAAUAUUUUUUUGUAGAAUCCAAAUCUACUUCUUUCGGAUCGGUCUACGCUUCAUCGACAGUUCGGCAAUAUUAGCGGCCCGAUAUCCUCUGCCGGACCCAGGCAUUUUACAGCGAACAGAAGUAGCCGAAAUGUUUGAAAAAUUAAACUUGAUAUUAAAUGCGUUGUCCUUCAUGGUUAGGCGAAAGCUACCUACGCAGUAAAUCAUUCUAGGAGCUUUUUGUUUCUUGUAUUCUCUCCAUAUUUGUACUCUAUGUUUUUUUCAUCGUUUUUAAACGGAACAUGCGCGCAUAAUGAUCAGCUAGAACGAAAACGUGCCGCAUUACUAUAGCUUAUUAUAGAGUUAAGCAAUUCUAAUGAAAUGAAAAGUAUGUUUGAGUGUAUCAAAUAUAAAACAGUGCAGCUAAAACAA
Molecule: messenger RNA, 2115 nt
Organism: Anopheles nili
Lineage: Eukaryota; Metazoa; Arthropoda; Insecta; Diptera; Culicidae
Gene: Pino
Product: protein pinocchio
Exons: 4
Coding region: 1-861 (286 amino acids)
Source: RefSeq, a predicted model, not a curated record